GCAGAUUUUCCUUUCAGUUUGUCACAAAUUGGACAGUUUGGCUUCGAACCUUUUUCAGACCAGUUAUCACGAAGGAAAUACAAUGCUCUUAAAAAAUCAAUCAAAAGAGACCCCUAUGAAGUCUGGUAUCACAAAGACAAUUACAAAUCCUUGGGGGACAUGUCCAUUACGCCUGAGAUAUAUAUAAAAGAAACUGUGGAGCGAGCAUCAACCACACAGCGACUUCAAAAUGUUAUGGCAAAGGUUUUGCGCGGUAAGAACAUUGGCUUCGUAGUCAUGGGGGGAUCUAUAUCUGCUGGCGGUGGAUUAACCAGCGAUUUUUCCAAUCUGAGAGGGAUAUAUUAUCGAGUAUUUAUCGAUUGGUGGCAAAAAGCCGUGCAGCCGUUUACAGGAUCUGUCAUCACACUACACAAUUUAGCUCUUGGAGGGACUGCAAGCAACUUUUUCUCUUUUUGCUACAAAACCUUCAUGAGACCUGGAGAUACCAUAAACAUUGCACUCCUUGAGUUUUCUGUCAACGAUCACAUAGUUUUCAAAGACUCUCGACGUUCGAGAGCGUUAUCUCUCGAAAAACUUUCAAGGCAACUGCUAAGUGAAGAAUCUUCCCCAGCAGUUAUAUUUGUGAAUUUCAUUGGUGGAAAUAACGCAAUUCCUGUGUGCGACAACCUAGAAAAUCACGGACAGACUUUUCUGGCUAUUCAUUAUGGUAUUACCAGUGUUAGCACGCGUCAAUCCUUAUGUCCAAAUUCGGGGAAGGUCCAUGUUUACUCCAUGUUUUCAUCAGAUCACAAUCAUGCUGGCAUUUUAGCGCAUGCACAGAUCGCAAUGAUGAUUAUCAACAUCUUUCGUAAAGCUCUGCUAAAAGCCAUAGAAAGUUCUGAACAGAACUUACAAAAUCAUUUAAGUUCAUACCUAUUACCAAAAUCUGCUUUUUUUAAGGACGAUACGGAAACUCUCCCAGACCCACUAUGUUAUUCUCUAAUUACACCAGAUGUAACUGACAGAUUUUUUCGUCCUUCGCUUUAUGUCAGGGAAAUCGCAAAUAUGGGGUUUACGAAUAUUCGCGGUAUUCCUAUCGGGUACCGUAAAGAAACUGUUGUACAAACUGAACCCGCACCAGUGCGAAAUGAUGGCUACAGUGGAUGGAAAGCAGAAGCAGCGUAUUCUACAUUAAAGCUACGAUUUUUCGUACCUUUCUCAAGAUCUGAAAUAAGCAAUACCGUUGUCAUAGCGUUUCGCACCACUGGUGGAGGUGGAAAAGCAAAGGUGUGGUUGGAUAACGACGAGGCUGGUGUUAUGGUUGACACUUCCUCUAACUUUGGACACACAAGGCUCAUCCCCGUCGCCUAUCACGUGCCCUUUGGAAGUCACGUACUGAAUUUCAAGACAGUAAAUGAUGGGAAAUUUGUGUUGUGUGGUGUAAUGCUUGGAGCUAAAAGUCAUCUAGUUAAUGAGAUGAAGUAA
Messenger RNA from Pocillopora meandrina, 1464 nucleotides. Lineage: Eukaryota; Metazoa; Cnidaria; Anthozoa; Scleractinia; Pocilloporidae. The record is from the annotation of a GenBank genome assembly.